UAUUUUUUAACGGUUUUCGGAUCUUUUAAUGCAACGAAAAUGUAUCGGAAAAUUUGGCACAAACCUCUGCAUCGUCGAAAGAUUAAACAGUGGAGGCAGCUGCCGUUCUUUAGCAAAAUUAUUUACUACCAACAGCCCUUUAUCGAUCAUUUGGUUAACACUUGGCUGGAGCCAUUACCUUUUCCGACAAUACUCAAGGUGUUGGUCACCUUCAUUUUGGCAAUAUUCAUCCUGCUACCGAUCUUAUAUCCAGCGGUCAUAUUCAUUUGGUCCUACGCUGAAGUGCAGUAUAUCAUCGAAAACCACUACGACAUCGCCUUCCCGGAUAAACUGAAUGUGCUCGGCUAUCUGCACCGCCUCUACACCUUUCGCAUUGCCAAUGAAAAAUACAAUCUCUUUCUGGUGUUGUAUUUGGAGCGCUGGCGCAUAGUGGGCACGGCGAUCGCCUCAACAAUUGACUAUAUACGGCUGGCGCUGUGUCUGGUCUUCACCACGCAAUAAAGAAACUACUUUAUUUUAUAUUACUGGCUAUAAAAA
This is a messenger RNA of Bactrocera tryoni, 537 nucleotides long. RefSeq lists its product as uncharacterized. Lineage: Eukaryota; Metazoa; Arthropoda; Insecta; Diptera; Tephritidae. The coding region runs from base 40 to 501 and encodes 153 amino acids. The record is from RefSeq and is a predicted model, not a curated record. The transcript has 3 exons.